Molecule: messenger RNA, 3762 nt
Organism: Cephus cinctus (wheat stem sawfly)
Lineage: Eukaryota; Metazoa; Arthropoda; Insecta; Hymenoptera; Cephidae
Product: spondin-1
Exons: 17
Coding region: 169-3087 (972 amino acids)
Biological process (GO): cell adhesion
Cellular component (GO): extracellular matrix
Molecular function (GO): serine-type endopeptidase inhibitor activity
Source: RefSeq, a predicted model, not a curated record
UCCCGCGAACUCGCGAACGUGGGUGUUGUGUCGUGAGAGUUUUAUUGGCCAUUUUCUACACGUGACAGUCGUGCAUGUGUUUUCAUUCUACGAAUCAAUUUAGUAUUAAAAUUGUUAAAACAAAAAAAGGUACAACAGUAAAAAUUGCGAGAGGGAAAAACCUCCAAAAUGGCGGGUCACAAUUGGCCCAGCACUGUACUCUUACUUUGGUUGGCGACAACGAGCGCCAAUGCGAUCAAGUGCGAUCGAAGAAUUGAUGGCACGAUAGGGCCGAAAUCUCCCGUCGGUACGAAAUUGCGCAUUGUAAUGAUGAAUUACAACAGGGAUGAAUUUGUGACUUCGUAUAUGCCGAACACAAGAUACUUCGUGAUACUGAAGAGCGAAGUGUUCAAUUUCGUAUACUCAAAAUACACGAAAUUUUUAUUGGUAGCCGAAAACGCUGACGAGACCCUGGAGAGUGGUUUCUUUGAUCUCGAGAAUCAGUUGUUGGCACAGUUUUCGGAAAAGUGUCCACACGCUGUUAUGGAAACGUCUAUGAUACCUAAGGAGGAAGUCGCGUUGGAGUGGGUCAGUCCUCCCAAGGGAAACGGGUGUAUUUAUAUGAGAGCUACAGUUAUGGAAAUGCCCAGUGUCUGGUACAUGGAUGACGAGGGACUAACGAUGAAGGUGUGUCAGGAUUCAAAAGCGGACGCUGAUGAACAGGGUCCAGUACUUCAGGAGUGUUGCGCCUGCGACGAAGCCAAAUACGAAGUCACGUUCGAAGGUCUCUGGUCGAGGAACACACAUCCAAAGGAUUUUCCAAGUAAGGGAUGGACAACACGAUUUUCCGACGUUAUAGGUGCCUCCCACACAGUCGACUACACAUUUUGGACGUAUUAUGGAAUUGCGAGCGAGGGAUUACGUCAGGUUGCUGAAAUCGGCUCGACACGAAAAUUGGAAUCUGAACUGAAGAGUCAAAGCGAUCACAUCAGAACCAUAAUAAAAGCACGUGGCAUAAGUUACCCUAAUGUCACCGGUAAAACUUUUGCGGUUUUUCGGGUAGACCGGAAACAUCAUCUGAUGUCUCUGGUUUCGAUGAUCAGUCCAUCACCCGAUUGGAUAGUUGGCGUUUCAGGAUUGGAACUUUGUUUGGCAAACUGUUCCUGGAUUCAACACAAAGAGCUUAAUUUGUACCCGUACGAUGCGGGUACCGAUGACGGAAUCACAUACAUGUCACCUGACUCUCCCACGGAUCCUCCAGAACCAAUUCGCAAGAUAACUUCGAGCUUCCCAAACGACACUCGCUCGCCGUUUUACGAUCCCAGCGGGGCAGAAAUGAAACCGAUUGCCAAACUUUACCUGAAUCGUCAGCGACUCUACGAGAAGACCUGCGACGAAGUGCCAAGUGAUGGUGGCGUUCCAGAGGGCUGUCAGGUCACGUCCUGGGGACCUUGGGGUGCUUGUUCAGCAAGUUGUGGAAAAGGCGUGAAAUUGCGACAAAGACAAUAUUGUGUCGAGAUUGACCAAGUAUCCAGCAAAUGUAACAUGAAGUUGACGGAUCGUCGUGUCUGUCACAAGCAACCCUGCGAACAUAACAGAUACUACGGAGGCACAAGUACAGGAAUUUUGAAAUCUGAUAUGUGUGCUCUGACCGAAUGGUCCGAGUUGAGCCCGUGCACGACCACCUGCGGCAAAGGAACCCAAACACGUUCUCGAAAUUUUCGCCACAAGCAACAUCGGAAGAAAUGUAUGGCGGAGCCAAACAGCCCGGAACUCCAGCAAACUUUUCAGUGCGACAAUCCAAAAUGCACUGAUACGGAUUCCGAGGAGGUAAGGGAAACAGAUGAUACGACGGAAGGAACUGAGGAAAACGAGGAUGAGGAUGAGGAUGCGGGUGAGAAUGCGGAUGAGGAAGCUAGCAAUUACCAGGAUUACGAGGAACAUAACGGGAAAGUAUAUCGUGCUGCGAAGCUAACUCGGGAUGCUGAGGUCGAGAAUAUCGAGGAAUGGCAGCAGAAGUGUCCAAGCUCUAAGUUUACCGAAUGGUCAUUGUGGUCACCGUGUAGCACAAGCUGUGGUCCUGGCAAGAAAAUAAGGUCACGACGUCCGCUUUCAGAGUUCAAGAACUGGAGCUCGCCAUACAAUGAAAAUGACGAGUUUGCGUAUCGCCAUGAUUGCAAAAUCGAGGAAGCGUUGUGUACACCACCUAUAACUAGUUGUGAUUUUACGAACGAGGAGGCUGAACAAAUUUGUAGCGAACCUAUGGACAAGGGUGACUGUGAUGGUCGCGUGUUGCGAUUUUAUUUUGACAAGCCUUCCAUUACUUGUAAAACAUUUCACUAUACUUCGUGUGGCGGAAAUCGAAACAACUUUGCCACGGUGGAGGACUGCAAUCGUACCUGUAUUAAUUAUCAAAGAGACCUGAGAGCGAAUCUUUCGGCUAUUAUGAAGAAUUUCAAAGUUUCCGUGAGCAGUGUUCUGAGUUAUCAUAUACCGGUACAAGAGCAACGGAGUGUAAAAACAAAACGUGAAAAAUCUGGCUCUAAAGAGACUACAGAAAAUUUGCUAAACAAUGGAAUUGAGAUCAGUAGUCAAAUACUUGAUACAGCUGAAGCAAACGAUGGAAGGAAAGUCAACUGCAAAGUUUCAGACUGGAGUGAGUGGACGGAAUGUCAAGGAUGUACUGGAUACCGUAAUAGAACUCGUGAAAUAUUGGUGAAGAAUCAGAAUGGCGGUAAGAGGUGUCCGAAGAAACUGAUCCAGAAAAACAAAUGUCGCAACCUACAGCAAUGUGCGUACCUGGAUUUCGUGAAAUGCAGAAAUUACAGGAAUCAUAAAUCCCUACCCAAAUAUCCCGAAGAAUCUGUCGAUUGCGUAAUGACGUCAUGGUCCAACUGGUCGCGCUGUGCUGCCACCUGUGGAGAAUCCGUGCAAUAUCGUUGCAGAAGGAUUAAAAUCUUCCCCAGGGGUCCGUACGGCAAGUUAUGCCCACACGUCGUUGAAUCUCAGCAAUGCCAUUUACCACCUUGUCCUUUGUAUUAUCACUCGUCCAACGAUGCAUUACGUAACACGACGUACGAUAAUGCUAUCUAUCCGGAGCAACGGUAGAACUAUCUAUUUAAUUUAUUAAAGUAAGUUUAAUCGCAUAACUUGUCUACAAAGUACGUUACGAGAACAGCUGUGUAUUGUUAAUUGAUAAUUGAUGCUUAUCAAUUGUGACAAAAUGGUGGUCAGAGUAUUGAUAGGCUUUAAUUAAAAGUUUCAUCGUCAACAUUGCAUGGGCAGAGUUUUCAGUAGGUUUCGCGUUUUCACGAUCAAUUACACAGAUAAUAAUCAAAGGUUAUACGUAAAAGAUCAAAGAUUACGAGACAUAAAAAUUAUUAUCGUACUAUUCUUAGCGGUUUAACAUGUAGAUAUAGUACUGCAGGACUAUAUCAAAACUAUAAUUAGUUAGACGAGAUUUUAAGGAACUUUCCAAUGAACUUAUCGUUCUUUUCACUUUAUGAAUAGAAAUAAUCUUGACGAGUUUCUUAGUUUCAUUUCGCGUCUUACAGAUGGAGGCACUAAUUUUGUUAAUGAAGUGAUUAUGGCGUUUGACGUAAUUUCACUAUUCGAACUGAUUUUUUCUUAUUUACUAGAGGCCCACUGUACAGACUUAAAAGUUCAUGAAUGACGUAAGAAUUAUUUUUUAUUUAUCGGUUUCAAAUCCUAAACUUGUAGAUUAAAUUAACGACACAGUACGUUAGGAAAUUUUUAAAUAAAAAAUUGUCCUCUUCUACCAUC